CGUUAAUUGAUGGUCAAUUUAAUUUUAGCCUUUAGUUUGCCUAAAAGGGCUAUAAAGUUAUUUUCCUUAAACCCAAUCGCAAACCCUAAAUCCCAAACUCCAUAACUCUUUCAGACCAAGAUCAGUACUAUAGGAUUCUUUUUCUGAUUACUGAGAUCGAAGAAAAUGGGUGACAAGAAAAAGAAAGCUACGAUCUUCAUUCGACUUGUUUCAGCUGCUGGAACUGGGUUUUUCUAUGUGAAGAAGAAGCCAUCGAGAAUGGUGGAAAAGCUUGAGUUUAGGAAAUUUGACCCUCGAGUGAAUCGUCAUGUCCUAUUCACUGAGGCCAAAAUGAAAUGAAGUGAAAAUAGACCAAAAAUUGGGUCCAUAGGUUUGUUAUUGUUAAGCUUUAUUUCUUCUUUAUUUUGUUCAAUACUCAGAUUUUUUUUAUGUGUCUUUUUUAGACAAUCUUGUUCUAUGAUAUGAAAUAGAAUCGGGUUCUAAUUAUUAAUUGAUUCUGCUAGUGGGUUUAUUCUCUCAAGCUAUAUUGAAUGAGAGAAUUGAUUCAUAUCUGAUUUUUAUUGAAAAAUAAAGUAAAAUAAAGAUUAUGUAUGUAUA
Messenger RNA from Cannabis sativa, 597 nucleotides. RefSeq lists its product as uncharacterized. Gene Ontology annotation, molecular function: structural constituent of ribosome. Lineage: Eukaryota; Viridiplantae; Streptophyta; Magnoliopsida; Rosales; Cannabaceae. Gene Ontology annotation, cellular component: large ribosomal subunit; ribosome. The record is from RefSeq and is a predicted model, not a curated record. Bases 166 to 339 code for a protein of 57 amino acids. The transcript is spliced from 2 exons. Gene Ontology annotation, biological process: translation.